AUGGCUUCACAAACUUCCCUCAAAGACCUGUCCAAGGCGAUCACCGCCUUCACAGCCAGCCCCCAGGCCCCUCUACCCGACGACCUGACAGAGACCAUCGGCUCCUACCUCCAACGCCAUUCCAAGUACGAGGAAGCAGCGGCAGACCGGCUCCAGGAGGAGCUCGUAUCCAUCUUCGACAAACAUGUCAGAGGCAAUCAAGAUGCCUCCUCCGUGUGGGUUGGCGUUAUCCGACAGCUGCUACCCAUGCUGCAAACCGCCGAACGAGUGACGUUCUGGGUGGAUGUUCUCAAAGAAACUCUAAGCGAGCGAUCAUCCCACGAGAAGGGCAUCGUGGACGAAACGGUCGGAUCGUUGAUGGACAUAGUGAGCUUCGCGGUCGAUUUUCAGGAUAAAUUCGAGGGAGACGAGCCCUUGAACGCUAUUAUGCAUCAUAUGUUCGCGAUCUGGAUGGACUGCUUCUACCCGGCCUUCGUAAAGGGUGUUGCGGGAAUGGAGUUCAAUGAACGUAUAUUUCGCCAGGCAAUCAUUCAAUUUGGAAAGAUGCGACCACAGCAAUUCUUCGCCUCUCUCGAUAGCUUCUUCGUCCAAGCCCAGCAUCGCAAGGCUGCCCUCCGAUUCUUAUGCGACUUUAUACAGAGCCAUCCUCCACAUCUGCAUCAGAUCCUUCAAGGGACCAUGUUCAAGAAUCUUCUGACCUGCCUGCAAGAAGAUACGUCUACGGUUGUUGUUUCGUCAGCCCUGACUGCCUUGAUAAUGCUGUUGCCACAUAUGCCAAGCUCUCUUGUGCCACAUCUUCCAGUCUUGUUCAACAUUUAUGCCCGGCUAUUGUUCUGGACUCAGGAAAAAGCAGGUGUGACUGAAACGCCAUCUCAUGAUCCGGAAAGGUUUAGUGGGUGGGAGCCUUGUGAGCAUGUUUUCGGGGCCAGCGAUGAGGCCGUGUCUCAUUUGGCAAACUACUACACGAUUCUAUAUGGACUGUAUCCCAUUAAUUUCAUGGACUAUAUCCGGAAACCACAGCGAUAUCUACGCCACGCCAAUAUGGCCGACGCAGAUGAUAUCGAGAUUCAGCCAACGGAAAUGCGAGAUCGGUCUGAACAAUUCAGAAGGUGCCAUUUGCUCCAUCCUAAUUUCCAUACUCUCACUAUUGAUUCGGAGAAAUCCGAUCUCGAGCGGUGGAUUCAGAGUGAAGCCGCAGAAGUCAUUGCGCAAUGUAUGGAGCUCUAUGUGGGAACUGAAAAACCAAUCGCUGCAUGGUCACUUCCAACGGGGGCAAUAGAUGACAAACGAGGACUGGCCACUGUUGGGUCUGAGGAAGCCAUUGACUCAGCUCUCCUCCAUCGGUCAAUGUCUGGGAUGCUUCUCAUGGAUGGGUACCGCUCCGAGCUUAAGGGCAGAAACGAUUCUUCAUCCACGAUAGCUCGACUGGACUCCAAGAUUAGCCUUGUGUCAGAUUGGGGCAGUCCCGAGAUUAGGGGGCGUGCGUCAACUCCCGAUGGCCAGGGACUGCUAGCCAAAUCGACUUCACAUUCACAGCUACGAGAUAUCAUGGAUGCAACGAGGGGAGCCAAGGUUCGGCAAUCCAUAUCAACAGAAGGGAACGAGUCAGAUACCACAAGCCAUCAGGAUAUGGCCAAGGAACAAAGCAUAGGGCAGUCACAGCCUCCAGUAGAGAGUUCAGACCCCACGCCUCUGGUGGCAGAACUCGCGGCCCAAGUUUCCCAUCUACAACGCCAGAGCUUCAUGUUACAGAACGAUCUCAGUUUCGAGAGAUAUCAGAAGCAGCAGCAUAUUGCGCAUAUCGGAGAGCUGCGUAGGAAGCAGGUCUCCCAGGCUGCGACUGAGGCAGAGACUCAAAAUCUCAUCAUCAUGAAUCGAAAUUUCAAGGGUCGGUAUGAGGAAGCUAAGAAGGCAGAAAUGCAGGUCCGCAAAGAGUCGGAGAAGAGCCGGGCAGUGGCCAAAAAGUGGGAGGCAGAUCUCUCGACCAAGAUGAAGAACCUGCGGGACCAAUAUCAAAAAACUGCCACCGAGCUCCAGGCUGUGCGUACAGAUCUGGAAGCGACACAGCAGGAAUGCGAGAAGCUCCGCCAACUUGUAUGUGAUGGCGAGGUGAAGGAACUCAACUGGAAACAAAACAUGCAGUCUAUUGAGCUGCAUGCUGCUGAGGUUGAAAGGCUACGAACCAAGGCUGAUCGCCUCGGCCAGGUAGAACAAGAGUGUCGAAUGAAAGAGGAGGAGCGUUCUGCAGCUGCUGACGCUGCGGUGUUUGCUGAAAACAGAGUGGAGGAGAUGAUUAUGAAACUUGCCGCGAUCGAGAGUGAAUCACAGCAGACCAGGAAUGUCUUCCAGGAACAGAUCGUUGAAUUGCAGGCGAAACUAGCCCAGGCACAGGAGCAAGUGAAGCCUCCGGUGACUAUCCAGAGGCCAGAAAUCCAGGGCAUCCUGGAGUCAAGUCGAGCAAGGCACGCAGAGAUGCAGCACCAGUACGACAUGCUGAUCCGAAAGUACACGGCUCUGCAAUCUUCUCUGUUAGAUAUGCAAUCUGGAGCAACCCCAGAGCAGAUCAAGCACGAGGUAUCGAGCGGACCACUUACCGGGUCUCCAGAGUAUCCGCCGCAAGGUUCAACUAGUCCUGUUCGGACAAGGAUACGACCUCGGGUGUUUUCCAAUCCUGAGGCCGCUCCAGAUGCUACCUCCUACAACGUGACCCCUCCCUUGGAAGGGAAAUUGGGUAGUGUAGGAGCGUCAAGUUCUGGGGGCGGUGUGCAAAAUGCUAUUCGCAAGGACGGGAAGGGCAAACAGAAAGAGGAGGACGUUGCUGCAGGCAGCACUGGAGGAAAGAAAGAGAAGAAGUCUUCUGGGCUUCGAGGAUUUCGAUCGGGGGUAAACGACUUUGUACGUGGGAAGACGGAUUAG
Molecule: messenger RNA, 2916 nt
Organism: Clonostachys solani
Lineage: Eukaryota; Fungi; Ascomycota; Sordariomycetes; Hypocreales; Bionectriaceae
Source: the annotation of a GenBank genome assembly